Molecule: messenger RNA, 2940 nt
Organism: Hyla sarda
Lineage: Eukaryota; Metazoa; Chordata; Amphibia; Anura; Hylidae
Gene: RETREG2
Product: reticulophagy regulator family member 2
Exons: 9
Coding region: 722-2167 (481 amino acids)
Source: RefSeq, a predicted model, not a curated record
AGCCAGAGCAGGCAGCACAAGGGGUAUACAGCCAGAGCAGGCAGCACAAGGGGUAUACAGCCAGAGCAGGCAGCACAAGGGGUAUACAGCCAGAGCAGGCAGCACAAGGGGUAUACAGCCAGAGCAGGCAGCACAAGGGGUAUACAGCCAGAGCAGGCAGCACUGAGGGGGGUAUACAGGCAGAGCAGGCAGCACUGAGGGGGGUAUACAUGCAGAGCAGGCAGCACUGAGGGGGGUAUACAGGCAGAGCAGGCAGCACUGAGGGGGAUAUGAGCAGGUGUCAGGGCAGGCAGAGGUAUUAGGUCAGGGCAGGUGUAGGGUAAGCACAGGCAUCAGGCAUAACAAGAGGCAGUGAUUUGGGGAUCACUGGUUACUAUAUAGCAGGUGACUUUAGGCCUUCACAGUUGUCCUGAGGCUGAUCGGUGUCGUGAUUAUCUUGUAGGUUGGGCUCAGACGGGGCGGUCAGAGAUGUUGUAGAUAGAAUACAGCAUCGGAGGAAAAGUCACUUGGCUGAGACUGGUGCCGGGAUGUAGAAGGAGCCUGGUGCCGGCAGAAGGAGACGUCUGACUCUUUGGUUGGUGGAAUCUGCAGAGAGGGGACAGCACAAGGGGAAUGUUGCGGAGAGACUUGGGGGGCCGUGUGGUAUCGGAGACUUGGCUGUGUGUCAGUUCUGUGGAUACAUAGAAAGUGCUAGAAAGCAAAGUCUGAUUCACGGCUCACCAUGAGCGGCGCCGCUGAGCCCAAGAAGAUGGCAGCCCGAGAAGAGGUGGCAGCGUGGUCUUCGGGGGAUUUGUCCCAAGCCUCAGAGGAGGACAUGAGGUCCCUGGAGGCCAGUCUGCAGCAGCAGCUCAGUGAGUGGGGGCCACUGCUAAUGGCCGGACAGCGGCUUCUGGUGUGGGAGCGGCCAUUGCCUAGUCUGCUGACCGCCGCCGCUCUUCAUGGGACAUUUUGGUUGUUCUCCUACCUGUCCCUGAGACCUGUUUUCUUGCUGAGCUUCUUUCUGCUGUGUCUGCUGGGUGUGGAGCGCUGGAAGCCCUGGCUGCUCCGUCAUUGCAGAGUCCAGCCUCGGGGAGAUCCAUCCACUGAGAGUGAGGCUUCGGUCGGAGGGAGCGGUCAUCACCGCCUGCUGAGCCUCCCGGAGCUGUGUCACUGUCUGGCCGAGACCUGGUUCACCUCGCAGCAAUACGUCCAGGAGCUUCUGCUCUACAAGAAGCAAAACCCAGGAAAGUUCUGUGCGAUGGUUUGUUCAUGCUGCGCAGUGCUGGCUGUGGUUGGACAUUACGUUCCCGGCAUUAUGAUUUCCUACAUAAUACUACUCAGUGUUCUGCUGUGGCCGCUGGUCGUGUAUCGAGAACUCAUCCAGAAGAUGUACACCGCUCUAGAACCCGUCCUUAUGAAGCUAGACUACAGCAUGAAGGGAGAGGAUCUGCCACGUUCUCAUAAGAUAAGACAAACCAAGAAGGAGCCGGAAGAAGGCCAAGAAGUUACAGCAGAUACAGACAGCGAGAGCGAGAUUGAGCUGUCUGGCUUCUCUCCUGAGAUGGACGUGAGACUCACCGCCUUGGCCCUGUCUAUUACUGACUCUGAACUAUCGGAUGAAGAAGCUUCAAUCCUGGAGAGCGGAGGAUUCUCAGUAUCCAGGGCUACCACGCCGCAGCUGACCGAUGUGUCAGAGGAUUUGGACCAGCCAGUUGCCGUCUCUGAAGACCCCCCUCCUGCAGACCCCAGAGAUCAGUCCCCGUUGUGGCUGAGGCAUCGUGACGAGGAGGAGAAGCCUUCACCACCAUCUGAGAUGCCACUUUUACCAGCAGAACAACUCGCCCUAAAUCCAGAGGAGCUGUUGCCCACGCUGACCUCUCCCCUCCAUUUUGUCAACACGCACUUCAAUGGAAAGGGUCAGCCCCCCAAUCAGGAAGGUGAGAGCCGCACCCUGAGCCAGGAAGCGGGCGGCAGCAGCAGUGCCAUCACUGCAGCAGUUCAGAGCCCUUCAGCCCCUUUAUCCAACCUGGACCUUUCACCUCCUGAAACUGUGGAGCCCCCCGGGGCCGAUGGGGAGGACUUUGAGCUCGUGGAACAGGGCGAGCUGGAUCUGAUGCGGAAGGAGCUGGAGGAAGCUGAGAAGCUGUAUACCUCUUCUACGUCCCAUCAGCAGAGCCCAGAUUCCUAAUGCUGCCCCACAGGAGCGAGAGUUGGUGUCUACUUCGGGCCCACAACUGAUUUAAGGUUGCACGCGGCAUUGUCCUCGCCACCCCGUGCAGCACGGAAUCGGCGUACCGCAUGGGCGUUGGCAUAAAGCACAGAUGAUCGACAACCUUCUCGAUGGGUAGAAUACGUUUAUCCAUUCAAUCACCUCCCCACCCCCUCCCGGCCUUUUAAUUUAACCCCUUAAAUCGGCUUUUAGUGUUAUUACAUUAAUUACAUUUUAUUUAAUAGGUUUUGCUAACCCCCUGCGCCCCCCCACAAUAAUCCAAACUGCAGUCCGACUGAGUUUUUGUAAGAGUGUUACAUUGGGUUUGUAGAUUUUUUUUUUAUUUUUUAUUUUUAUUCUGGUAAUUUGUUCUUGUUCUUUUUGUAGCCAGAAAAAAAAUAAUGAAAGCCACUGUGUUUCAUCUGCACCUACUGCAUUGUUUAGGGAGAGGUAAAUGCACAGCGAUUUAUGGCUUACAAAUACUUUUUAAAUGGGGGGCACUGUCACCAAAAAAAUUAAAACUUUUGAUAAGUCAAAUCGACUUAUGAAAAGUUUUGAUCGGGCAGCGUCUGGGUGUUACCUUCUGUCUUCUCUUGUACUAGCGAUAGUAUGAUAAAAAAAAUGUUUUUUACAUGUCUCUUGGCGAAGUGUUGCUGCCUCCAGCUGUUGCAAAACUACACUUCCCAGUUGUAGUUGCAACAUUGCAAAUGGUUUCCCAUAAUAUAUAUAUAUAUAUAUAUAUAUAUAUAUAU